AUGCUUCAUGAAGCAAUCUCUGUGACCUCCUUCGAAGGCGGCGGCGGCAAGGCCCUGCUCGUCACCGCCCCCAUCCCAAAGGGCACCGUCGUUUGGUGGGAGAACCAGGACGAGGAACCCGACUGGGUCUCCAUCCCACGAUGCAGGCUCUACAUCGACAACCUGCCCGCCGAAGCUCGCAAGAUCUUCGAGCACUAUAUGUACAAGGUGCGUCCCUUUCCGAUCUUCGUUUUUCUCUCGCACCCGGGCGGCUCGUACAGGCGCGCGGAUUCCCUGGUGGGACAUAUCCGCGUUGCCAUCCGUGAGCCGCGAAAGUACAUCGGCGGGGUCUCAAAGAUCAACUUUAGUCAGGUCGGCGAAGACGCGUACGAGUCCCUCCCCGAGUUCGACAGACUUCCCCACGACCAGUGGAAGCUGGGCGUCUCGGACGAUCCGUCGAUGUUCAUGAACCACAGCUGCGCACCCACGUGUUGGUUCGAGCCCGACGAACUCUACAAAAACGACGGCGUCGUCGUCAUGACUGCGACGCGCGAUCUCGUCCCCGGCGACGAGCUCACGUUCGACUACGCCACGAGCGAGGACGUCGAACAGAACUGGAAGUGCCUCUGCGGCGAGCCGACGUGCCGCGGCAGGGUGACCAGCGACGACUGGAAGGAUCCGGCGUUCCAGGCUAAGUACCGCGGGCACUGCAUGCCCCACGUCGAGGCGCUGAUGGCUAACGCCGCGAACGACGCCGCUCUCGGCCUGUUCGCCUUCGCGGACCUUCGCAGGAGCGGCGAGAUCGGCGGCGCGUUUUGGUCCCCCGAGGACGUCGCCAAAGCGGGCAGGGCCAAGUUGCCGGAGGCUUUCUGGAGCGCCGAGAAGUGCCGCGAAGAGGCUUCGAACGUCGCUGCGCAGGUCCCUCUCGCGAUUAAGACCCCACCGCCGGGUCCGGACAGUUGGGGCCGGCACCUCGUCUACCUCCCCGAGCAGGACGGCGAGGAAGCGAUGGCGGCGCCCAUCGUGGCGGGUCAAACCGUGAUGCUGAUGCCGCCCAACCUCCUGCUCCGCGAUCGCCAGAUGAAGGGCAGACGCGGGUACAUGGGCACCCUGUACAACGCCGCGCUGCAGGUCAGACCCAGCGCGCAGCGCCCCGGCGCGCUCUACUCCCUCUCCGAGACGCCGGAGGACCUCGACAACUACAUCAACCACUCUUGCGAUCCAAACUGCGACGUCGAGGUUUUCCCAACCAACUACCUCAUCAAGCUCACCGCCAACCGAGACAUCUUCCCCGGCGAACCCGUCACCAUCGACUACGAGACGACGGAGGAGGACAUGGUCGCGCAGGGAGAUCAGUUCGAGUGCGAGUGCGGCAGCGAGAACUGCCGCGGGAGGAUCCUCGGUUGGAAGUACAGAGCCGCGAGGGGGCCCAUCGCCAUCCCGCUCAAGGUUGGCGCCGAAGUCGACUCUCCCGCGGUGACCGAGCCAGCUCGCCCCGGGGUGCUCCAGCCGCUCGUGGAACCCGUCUCGGCGACCGCCUAGUCUUCGUUCGGUCUGGGCGAUCGUCGUCAUGUCAUCGACUUCAACGGUCCAGCACGCUCCACCGUGCUCGAGAGUCCGUUGAAGACGAUUCACGUCACGCGCGCGUUUGCGCCAACGGUUCAGUUGGCGUCGUCUCUGUUGUUGUACUUAACUGGAGUUUAGUCUUCA
This is a messenger RNA of Micromonas commoda, 1689 nucleotides long. RefSeq lists its product as hypothetical. The transcript has 4 exons. Gene Ontology annotation, molecular function: protein binding; histone H3K36 methyltransferase activity. NCBI's taxonomy places the organism in Eukaryota, Viridiplantae, Chlorophyta, Mamiellophyceae, Mamiellales, Mamiellaceae. Gene Ontology annotation, biological process: regulation of DNA-templated transcription. Bases 1 to 1521 code for a protein of 506 amino acids. The record is from RefSeq and is a predicted model, not a curated record. Gene Ontology annotation, cellular component: chromatin; nucleus.